GAGAUUGAGUGUGGCUGCCAUCUGUUUCACGUUUGCUCUACCCUCGCCUAAUCUUAGGCCCAUUAAAACCACCUGCACUCCCGGCCCCGUGGUGCGUCCCCAUCUCUUUGAUCUUCUCACUCCUUUGUUGAUCAGCGAUCUUCCUCUGUGUAGCUUGUCUACCGGGAACCCACACUCUUUUCCAGUUAUCCCACUUCAGUCAUUCCUUCGGCCACAAGUGCGCCAAAGUCGCACCCGAUUGCAACGUCCGCUCAACAACCGCUCAAACCUUUCAAGUUCAGACUAACCACCACUACGCCAACCGGAUUCCUUUCGACAUGCGUUCUUGCACUUCCAUUCUCCUGGCUUCGGCCCUUGCCUUGGGUGCUGUUGCCAAGCCCCUCGAGAAGCGUGUCAUGGUUACUGAGAUCGACCUCGAGAUCGUAACUGUGACCAAAUACGUCACUGCUGGCCAACCCGCAGAGACUCCCGUCAGCAAGGAAGAGAUCAGCACCCCCGCCGGCUAUCAGACCCCAAAGGCUUCCUCAACUCUUACCGUCACCAGAUCGCAAGCCCCGACCAAGGCUUCCAGCAAGUCGACUCCUGCUCCCAAGCCUAGCCCGAGCUCUCCCGGUUAUGUUGUAGCGCCCGCACCGAGCUCAUCCAAGCCCGUCUAUGUGCAGCCGAGCACUGCCUCUUCCGUAUAUGUGGCUCCUUCUUCCGUUUAUGUGCCGCCUACCUCCUCGGCUCCCCGACCCUCUAGCACUCCCGCUGCCGCUCCCUCCUCUACUCCCGUCUACGGUGUAGAGCACAAGUCGGGAGAUGACCAGGCCUACCUCUCUUCCGGUGUUGACUACAAAGACGCCAUGCUGUGGCACCACAACCGCGCUCGUGCCAACCACGGCGCAUCCAACCUUGAGUGGAGCAGCGAUUGCGAAUCUGCUGCCAGCACCGCCGCUGCUUACUGCGACUUCACUCACCACGUCGUCGACGGCCAGGGUCAAAACCUCUUCACCGUCUCCGGCGACGCCUACAACGCGACUGCUGGUAUCACCGAGUCCUGGUACAAGGCCGAGGCUGACAUCUACGGCGCUUUCGACGCUACUCCCAACAUGGACACUUUCCACGAGUGGGGUCACCUUACCCAGGUGCUCUGGAAGAAGACCACCCACGUUGGCUGUGUCACCAUCGACUGCGGCUCCAAGAUGACCAUCAACGGCAAAUCCUCCACGCUCAACCUGUACACCGUGUGCAACUACUCGCCGCCCGGCAACUACGAGGGCGAGUACGCCGCAAAUGUCGCCGCGCCCAUCAACUCGUACCAGGGCUUUUCGUGGGCCGACUAAUCCCGCCCUAUGUCAUGUUUUUGCUUCUUUUCCACCAUUUUGCCCUC
Molecule: messenger RNA, 1372 nt
Organism: Paraphaeosphaeria sporulosa
Lineage: Eukaryota; Fungi; Ascomycota; Dothideomycetes; Pleosporales; Didymosphaeriaceae
Product: PR-1-like protein
Exons: 2
Coding region: 318-1325 (335 amino acids)
Source: RefSeq, a predicted model, not a curated record